AUGGUCGUGGUCAAUGGCGACUUCAACUUUUCCUCGCACGAGUCCGUCCUGCUGCAUAUGCCCGCAGCGGCAGUGCGGCGGAGCGCGCGGCAGCACCACGCCCGCGCCCCGCAGUGGCGGGACGCUCUUGCCCCGCUGAUUGAGAUUGAAAGUGACGCCCCCUCGCACUACGAGCGUGCUGGGAAUGCUGAAUCUUCUAUCGAUCGAUUCUUUUGCUCGCUCUCGGGAUGGCAGAUGUGUCAACUGGUGGUUCAGGCGUCGACUGUCGACUCGGCUGCGUUAGUGUCGGACAGAUGCGUCUCGGACCAUGCCGCCGUGCUGAUCUCUUUCGCUUCCAGGGCCCCCAGGGUUCAGGACGAGCGGGCCAUUCCCAAGCACAUCUUUCACGAACCAGCGUUCAAGCAGCGCCUCGAGGGCCUCAUCAAAGCCUCCGACUGGUCCCAGAUGUCCCCGCCCGUCAAGCUCGAGUACUACAAAAAGCUGCUGAAAAUCGCCUCUGCUGAAGAAUCACAUCCCCUGGCUGGCGACAUGAUCUAUGUGCGGGCUGGCAAGGCUGAGCUUAUCCACCCCCCCUCGUUCCAGGCAUGGGUCGACGAG
This is a messenger RNA of Prorocentrum cordatum, 597 nucleotides long. Lineage: Eukaryota; Dinophyceae; Prorocentrales; Prorocentraceae. The record is from the annotation of a GenBank genome assembly.